GAAAUUUCCAGCCCACUUUUACACGUCACUUGCAGGCAUCUUUAAAGCGUUCGUCGCCUGUAUAAAAUGUCUCAGUACAAGACAGCAGCCAGAAACAUGAACGUUAUGAAGACGCAGUCACCGACCCAGUUCACAAUGGCGAGUAAUGACAACGACCCUCUCCCCCUCGGUUGGGAAGUCAAAAUUGACCCGCAGACUGGAUGGCCUUUCUUUGUGGAUCAUAACAAUCGCACAACAACCUGGAAUGACCCGAGACACGACACGAGAAAGGUCAGAGAGCCAUCUGCAAACGGACCUAGCACAUCACCAGAACCGAGCCCUCAGGAGCCUCCGAAAACCUUUGUCAGAGAAAUGAAGCACCCCAUCCUUCGCCCCGGUUACAUCCCAAUCCCAGUCUUCCACGAGGGGGCAGAGGUCCGACAGCAGCAGCAUCCAUGUUACUCAUACAUCCAGCCAGGCACCCCUUCACAGGGCACCCGCACAGAUGGACGAGCCCCCUCCCCCACCCCAGGUCUCCAUGGACGACCCAGAUCACCGCUACACGGGCCCUCAGACAGCUGCACUAGUGAGAGCACAGCAAAGUCCAGCUCCCCUGUUUCAUACACACCAGAGGUUUACAGUGCUCCACAUCACCAGCCUCCUCGACCGAGCAGCACUGGUCUACAGGCGGGUUACAUCCCCAUCCCAGUGAUCCAUGAGGGCAGCGGAGGAGCCCAGACCUCCCCCCAACUCAACCCCUCCGUCUACUCACAGCGUGUCCCAUACCCCGAGCACCAACAGCAGCCUUUCCACCGCAUCCAGGCUGAAGAAUGGCCCAGCUAUGCUCAAAGAGAGAGAGCUUCUCCGGUGAUGUUUCCCCAAGCUUCCUCCAUCCACCACCCCACAGCACACAUGAGGAGCCAGUCACCGAUAGUAUCACAACUGCAUACAGACAGACCACAGAUCCAGCCGCACAUCCUUAUGAGAGAGUCCCCACAGAGGAUGGAGCAGGAGCCACAAGUUCCUUCACACAAGCCUGAGAAUGUACAGUCUUUGCACAUGGAACCCGAAAAACCACAGCAACCUCAACUCUUCCAACCUCUGUCACCUCAGCAGCCUCAGCCCCCAUCACUGCAACAGGCUGCCCCAUCCCAACCCCAACAACCCCUGCAUCCCCAACAACCCCUGCAUCCCCAACAACCCCUGCACCCCCCACAAUCCCAGCAUCCCCCACAACCCCAGCAUCCCCAGCAACCCCUGCAUCCCCAACAACCCCCACAACCCUCACAACCCACCCAACUCCCCCAACCUGAAACAAUCCCACCAAGACAAGACCCCCAACCUCCUCAGCAUAUGGCAGACAUCCAUGUACAAUUACCUCCCAAACCAGAAGCCCAGGACACUCCUACAACCCCUACUACUCCUGCAACCCCUACUACUACUACUGAGAUCCCAAAAGCAGAGCCCAAGCACCCUGGUUUAGCCAAAGUGGAGCAGAUCAUUGAGCGGGUUGUCAAGCUAGAACAAGAAGUCAAAUGUUUUAACGGCAAGAAGAAUGAUAAGAAAUAUUUACUACUGGAGGAGCUGUUGACCAAAGAGUUGCUAGCUUUGGACUCUGUUGAUCCGGAGGGCCGCACAGAUGUGAGGCAAGCCAGGCGCGACGGGGUUCGGCGAGUUCAGACCAUUUUGGAUGUAUUGGAGCAGAUGGAGGAGCAGCCGUCUGCACAAACCCCUGAGAAGUCUACAGACCUCACUCCAAAAGGAGAGCCUACCAUGAUCACGAAAGAAAAUGUAGAAAUGUCAAGAGAAAUUUCAUAACCACCUCAAUGGAAGACAAGGACAGUCAACUGUAAAUUUGUUUAAUUUCAAACACUCACUAGCUCUGACGCCUCGUCUUGUUUCGAUACAGAAUUUGUGGACAUUGCAUGCAUUGAAUAACCGUAUUGACAUUUCUGGCCACUCAGCACAUAAACCUUGGUAGCUCCAUGCAAUUUUUUUGUUUCAAGCCAAUGUUGAUGCCUUUUCUUGUUGUGCCAAUUUUGUCUCUCACAAUGACACUUUGUAGUAUAUACUGAAGUGCAAAUAAGAGGCCUUUAUUAUCAUUGGAAAAAGGGAGUAUUUUCUUAUGAGACAUAUUGUAGUUGCCUUUGUCCUGGACAGAUUUUGUAUUAGGGUUUUCUGAAUUUACUCAGAAAUUAGUGUGGGACUUGGAACAUUUCUGCAUCUUUUUAGCCAUCGGAGCAGUGGAUGUGUAUAUCUGGUUCUUGAUGUGAAAUUCUCAUUGAUUGUUUUAUGUGGUUUUAUUGAGUUUAUG
This is a messenger RNA of Periophthalmus magnuspinnatus, 2293 nucleotides long. It is a transcript of the gene bag3, whose product is annotated as BCL2 associated athanogene 3. Gene Ontology annotation, biological process: negative regulation of striated muscle cell apoptotic process; muscle cell cellular homeostasis; protein stabilization. The record is from RefSeq and is a predicted model, not a curated record. Gene Ontology annotation, molecular function: protein-folding chaperone binding; adenyl-nucleotide exchange factor activity. Gene Ontology annotation, cellular component: cytosol; nucleus; membrane. The coding region runs from base 67 to 1797 and encodes 576 amino acids. Lineage: Eukaryota; Metazoa; Chordata; Actinopteri; Gobiiformes; Gobiidae. The transcript has 5 exons.